Molecule: messenger RNA, 1098 nt
Organism: Cotesia congregata
Lineage: Eukaryota; Metazoa; Arthropoda; Insecta; Hymenoptera; Braconidae
Source: the annotation of a GenBank genome assembly
AUGGAGGCUUGCAAUACAGUAGAGCGUGAACUUGACAAAGUUUUACUUAAAUUCACUGACAUCAACGAUCAAGCUGGAGCUGUUUUGAGGGAUUUAAUCAGUGAAAUUGAGACUUUUAAACGGGAAUUGGAUCAAGCUCCCCCAGAUCAAGAGCUAACCCCAAAGCAGAUUGAAAUUCUGAAGCAGUCAGUGAGCAAAGUCCGUGACACAGUGCAUCGACUGGCUACAGACCACCGCGAGUCCCACAGUACUGUCUCGAAAGUCGGGAAAGCUAUUGACAGAAAUUUUAUCGCAGACUUUGCCAGCACCAGCCGUGAAGAUGUCUUCAAUGGCACGGAGAAGACGCAGCUGCUUAACCAGGUCAUCUGUCAGCAUUUUUAUCGACAGGGAAUGCUCGAUAUUGCUGAAGAAUUAGCUGCUGAGACGGGAAUAAAGACUGAUGACAGUAAAAAGGAGCCAUUUAAUGAACUCAACAAAAUUUUAGACUGCCUGAAGCAGCGAAAUUUAGAACCAGCGUUGGAGUGGACUAAAAACCACCGCGAUGCCCUGCUGGCCCAAAAUUCCUCUUUGGAGUUCAAGCUCCACCGUCUCCAGUUCAUCAGACUGGUCCAACAAGGUCCAAGCAGCCAAGCAGAAGCAGUGAUGUAUGCUCGGAAAAAUUUGACCCAGUUUGUGACUCGCCACGAAAAGGAGGUUCAGUCUUUAAUGGGGACGCUUCUGUACCUCCCGAAUGGGAUCCAGUCUUCGCCUUACAGCCAUUUGCUGGAUCCGAAUCUUUGGCUGGAUAUUCACGAUGUUUUCACCAAGGAAGCAUGCACUUUGUUGGGACUCAGUGUUGAUAGUCCUCUGUCUUGUAAAUGCGGGAUGUACAGCAUUGCCGGCAUUGCUAAAUAUCAAGCAAGUUAUGCAACAGAGACAAUAUUCGCAUGUCCAAUCCUGAGACAACAGAGUACCGAAAACAAUCCACCAAUGAAGUUGGUCUGCGGUCACGUAAUAUCUCGUGACGCAUUAAAUAAAUUAACAAAUUCAAACAAGCUCAAGUGCCCCUACUGUCCCGUCGAGCAGAACCCGGAGGAUGCAAGGCUCAUUUAUUUUUAG